UGGCAAUGUGUGUGGACUGUAAGGAUGGAAGCUUCACUAGUCUUCAUCGCCCCCCUCAUUCAUUGUACCUCUGUCUCACUCUCCUCUCCAGCCUCCAGAUUAUCUCUGUCGUUUACGCUCUCCUCACUUCAAGGCUAAGCAUAAAUCAACAUUAUGUUUUUUCUUCUUAUAAACACAGCUGAGCCUAACUUUUCCUUUAAUUUAGAGUACUUGAUACUAGGAGAAGUAUAUUUGGUUCCAAAUAUAUCAAGAGUUGUUUUAUCAAAAUAUAAGAUAAACUAGAUGAGAAAAAUGGAGAUAAAAAUGGGAGUGAGAGAAUUGCGGCCAUUGAUAAGCUUACUGUUGCCACUAUGUGUGCACUGGAUUGCUGAUGAAAUGACAGUGUCUGUUUUGGUGGAUGUUACUACUCGUGCUCUUUGCCCCGAUCAAACUACUUGCUCCGAGGCUAUUUAUCUAAAUGGCCUUCAACAGACUGUUGUUGGAAUUUUCAAGAUGGUGGUACUUCCACUCUUGGGCCAACUUUCUGAUGAGUAUGGACGGAAGCCUAUGCUCCUUAUUACUAUAUCCACCGCUAUCUUUCCUUUCGCCUUACUUGCCAUUAACCAAUCCAGAGAGUUUGUUUAUGCUUACUAUGUUCUUCGAACAAUCUCCCACAUUAUAAGCCAGGGGAGUAUCUUUUGCACUGCUGUUGCCUAUACAGCAGAUGUUAUUGAGGAUACUAAAAGAGCUGCGACAUUUAGUUGGAUCACUGGUCUAUUCUCAGCAUCACAUGUACUAGGAAAUGUGCUCGCUCGAUUUCUUCCUGAGAAAUACAUUUUUCAUAUAUCAAUUGCUCUUUUGACCUUUUGCCCUAUCUAUAUCCUAUUCUUUCUACCUGAGACUGUCAAGCAAAAACAAAAACAGGAGUUGCAAUCAUCGUUAUUAUCCAAGUUUCUCGCGUUCCCAAAGGCGCGAUACAAAUCCAUGAGAUAUGCUGCAAAUGUAGUUGUUAGCAGUCCAACACUUCGAGGGAUUUCUCUGGUUUCCUUCUUUUUCGAGUUGGGAAUGUCUGGCAUUAGCUAUGUCUUAUUGUAUUACUUGAAGGCAGCUUUUGGUUUUAAUAAGAAUCAAUUUUCUGAGAUACUAAUGGUUGUUGGAGUUGGUUCAAUUAUUUCUCAGAUAUGGAUGCUUCCUCUUAUCAAUCCGUUGGUUGGAGAGAAAGCGAUAUUAUGCGGAGCAUUACUUGCAUCAAUUGCAUAUGCAUUGUUUUACGGGUUUGCUUGGGCAUAUUGGGUACCGUACUUGAGUGCUUCAUUCGGAGUUAUAUAUGUGCUUGUAAAACCUUCUACUUAUGCUAUUAUUUCAAAAGGAUCAAGCUCUACAGACCAGGGUAAAGCCCAAGGUUUCGUAGCGGGAGUGCAAUCGAUUGCAAGUUUCUUAUCACCACUUGUUAUGAGUCCAUUAACAUCAUGGUUCUUGUCCGAAAAUGCUCCGUUCGAUUGCAAAGGUUUUAGCAUCAUUUGUUCAUCAUUAUCCUUGAUUGUUGCAUUGAUCAUUGCCUUGGGAUCCAGAUUUGAGUCAAAAUAUGAGGAUAAGCACCAAGACGACUUGGAUAAACUUGAAUCACCGCUUCUAUCAUGAGUCAUGGUAGAAUUCAUGAGGUUGUUUUUCUUAGUCUUAGGAAUCUCUUAUCUUCCUUCAACCUCAUUCCACCCUUUAUCCCCAACACAUUAUUUUUCCAAAUUUGGAGGUUUUUUAAUAGAAGUGUGAGAAUAUCCAUCGAGUUUGAAUUUGUUUCAAUGUGAUUGUAUGUACGUAGUUAUACAAACUCUGAUGUAAGCACAAUCGGAGGUAUGCUAGUAUUCAGUACAAUUUACAUAUAAGGAUUUCAUUUGAAAUUCUUGAAUUGAGUAAA
This is a messenger RNA of Beta vulgaris subsp. vulgaris (sugar beet), 1894 nucleotides long. RefSeq lists its product as uncharacterized. The record is from RefSeq and is a predicted model, not a curated record. Gene Ontology annotation, cellular component: membrane. The coding region runs from base 283 to 1620 and encodes 445 amino acids. Lineage: Eukaryota; Viridiplantae; Streptophyta; Magnoliopsida; Caryophyllales; Amaranthaceae. The transcript is spliced from 14 exons. Gene Ontology annotation, molecular function: transmembrane transporter activity. Gene Ontology annotation, biological process: transmembrane transport.